AUGUCUUCGAAGGUGAACCACAUCUACCAGAGACUGGGAAUCGAUUCUUUGGAGAGCGAUACUUUCUUUGAUACCUUGCUACGAGACCUCUCAGUGGGAUAUCUAUGCUCCUUUGGCAAUCCAGAUUGUACCAAUCCUGCUAAGGCCAAAUUUGCAGAAUGGAUGAGCUCGUCCGAUCCCGAUGAAGAGAAUUCGAAUCCAAUUGAUGCCGCAGUUCGAUCAACUGUGUAUUGUAGCGCAGUAGCUGAAGGACAGAGCGAUGUCUGGGAUUUCCUAUUUGAGCGAUAUCUUCGCGGCACAAAUGGAAACGAGAAAUCCAACAUUCUAAGUGCCUUGGGGUGCUCCUCCAAUGAGGAAACGCUUCAAAGGUACCUGGCAUUGUCCAUGGAUCCGGACUCUGGGAUCCGUAAACAAGACGGCAAAUCCGUGGUGUCCUCGGUGGCCAAUAAUGCCCAAGGAAGUGCGAUCGCCUUUCGAUGGCUGGACUCUAAUUGGGAUGCUAUUCGCUCAUAUUUCGAUACGGCUGUCAGUUCGCCUUUAGCCGACAUGGUUGGCGUCGUGGCCAGGUCAUUCAACACCCAAGAGGAAUUAGACGGACUUAAGAUCUUCGUUCAGAGCCAUCAGAACAACCUGGGCACGGCUCAGAGAGCCACCGAACUGGCCAUUGAGACGACGGAGGCCAAUAUAGCUUGGAUGGAAGACUAUUAUAAUGUCAUUGUUGAGUGGUUGCAAGGCAAGACUCAGUCAUGA
This is a messenger RNA of Tigriopus californicus, 750 nucleotides long. Its product is annotated as aminopeptidase N-like. Gene Ontology annotation, biological process: proteolysis; peptide catabolic process. Gene Ontology annotation, molecular function: peptide binding; metalloaminopeptidase activity; zinc ion binding. The record is from RefSeq and is a predicted model, not a curated record. NCBI's taxonomy places the organism in Eukaryota, Metazoa, Arthropoda, Copepoda, Harpacticoida, Harpacticidae. The transcript has 2 exons. Gene Ontology annotation, cellular component: cytoplasm. Bases 1 to 750 code for a protein of 249 amino acids.